Panicum hallii is the source of this 570-nucleotide messenger RNA. RefSeq lists its product as uncharacterized. The record is from RefSeq and is a predicted model, not a curated record. The transcript has 3 exons. The coding region runs from base 1 to 570 and encodes 189 amino acids. NCBI's taxonomy places the organism in Eukaryota, Viridiplantae, Streptophyta, Magnoliopsida, Poales, Poaceae.
AUGGAGGGAGAGAUUUCCAACCACUUGAAAACAUUGAAGAAAAAGAACAUUAGGAUCAAUCAACUUAGGAGCAAGAGUGGUGCUGUUUGGGAUGAAGAGAACUUUAUCAUCCAAUAUGAUCAUGAGAUGUACACAAGUCAUUUUAAGGAUGAGAGCGGAAAGCAGAGAAACAAGGGUGAUGAUGAGUACAUAAACAAACCUCUUCCAUACUAUGGCAAUCUAGCUACAAUCUUUGGUGAUAGUGUUGCAACAGGGCAAUUUGUGAAGACCUCAAGUGAACCUCUUGCUGUAGAUGUUGAAGAUGGUACACAAAAGGAUGAGAUGAAUAUUGGGACACCAUCUAGUUCUACUAUUGAUAAAGAUGACACGGCGGCUUCAGGCAAUAGGCCCUCCAAGAGAGCUAAGAAGGAUGACAAUGGAGCUGAUCCUCUGGUUCAAGCCUUUGAUCAUGGUACUCAAACCCUAGCUAGUGCCAUACGAGAUGUAGCAUCAAAGAAAGAUUUGCCACCGGGUUUGUUUGGAGCUGUGGAUAGCCUUCCUGGUUUUGAGCUUGAGCAAAAGGCUAAAUAG